AUGUCGCGCCCCAGGACACGAAGUAGCACAGAGCAAGCGCGGCAUCGAUGGCGGCGGUUGACGGAGCUGACCAGCAGCCUGACGGUCACCCGCGUGCUCGUCGCUGGCGCGCUGCUGCGCGCGGUUCUCCUGCUCGUAUGUGCAUGGCAGGACGCCACGCUCGAUGUCCGAUACACGGACAUCGACUUUGACGUCAUCAUGGACGGUGCACGCCACGUCGCGAAGGGCGGGAGCCCGUACACCUGGGUGCCGGAGAGGGGCGACCUGGAGCAGUACCGCUACACCCCGCUCCUCGCUCUCCUGUUCGCGCCCACCGUCGCGCACCCCACCCUCGCCAAGGCCACACUGUGUGCUGCCGACCUUGGCGCGGCAGUCUUCCUGGGAGCCGCGGCCCGCCACGCCGCGCCGCCGUCGGCCGCGGACCAGUCCCUCUGGCGCAACGUGGCGAUGAUUGCGUGGCUGUUCAAUCCGUUCACGGCCACCAUAUCCACCCGGGGCUCCCCGGAGUCCCUCGUGGCUCUGAUGCUCGCUGGGGCGCUCGCGCUGCUGCUCCCCGCCAGCGCUGGCAGGCCGACGCCGGCGGACAGGGUGCCGCUGGGGCGCGCGGCGCUCGCCGGCGCGUUGUACGGCCUUGCGGUGCACUGGCGGCUGUAUCCGGUGAUCUAUGCGCUGCCCACAGUGCUGUACUUCGCGCGCCGCGGCAAGGCGGUGCUCGGACUGGUGACCCUGCGGGGUGCCGUGUUCGGCGUCGCGGCUGCUCUGGCCGCGGGGUGCGCGACGCUCGGCUGCUACGUGGCGUACGGGGGGGAGUUUCUGCAUGCCACGUACUUCUACCAUUCGUCGCGGCGAGACCCCCAGCACAACUUCUCCGUGUACUUCUACCCGACGUGGCUGACGAUGAAUGCCGACGUGCCGUGGCUGCCCGCGCUCGACAGAUGGGCCUUCCUCCCCCAACUGGCUGCGACGGCCGCUGUGGGCGUGGCCUGGCGCUCGGAUCUCGUCUGGGCCUGGCUGCUGCAGACAGUCGUGUUCGUGGCCCUGAACAAAGUCAUCACCGCGCAGUACUUCGUCUGGUGGUUCCUCUUGCUGCCGGCGGCGCUGCCGAAGAUCGCCGACAGGACCCUUACGGGGCGCGCCGUCGCCACCUGGGCGGCGGCGCAGCUGCACUGGCUCCUGUGGGCGUACGUGCUGGAGUUUCGCGGCGUGGAAGCGGUGCGGCCCGUGGUGUGGAUCGGGAGCUUGCUGCUCCUGUGCGCGCACUGCUACCUCGUGUGGGCGCUCGUUCGCUCGUACGACGCUGGGGCCGUGGGGAACAGGCGAAAGAGGAUGUAG
Molecule: messenger RNA, 1332 nt
Organism: Pedinophyceae sp. YPF-701
Lineage: Eukaryota; Viridiplantae; Chlorophyta; Pedinophyceae
Source: the annotation of a GenBank genome assembly